Molecule: messenger RNA, 1008 nt
Organism: Camellia sinensis
Lineage: Eukaryota; Viridiplantae; Streptophyta; Magnoliopsida; Ericales; Theaceae
Source: RefSeq, a predicted model, not a curated record
AUGACUGUAGUGAAAAUUGCUACUGCUGUUGUGUCAUGUGCAACGGCUUUGAUGCUUGUGCAUAUUAUUCCUGAUCUGCUAAGUGUCAAAACACGAGAAGUAUUUUUGAAGAGUAAGGCUGAAGAGCUUGACAGGGAGAUGGGUCUUAUUAUGUCUCAAGAAGAAACAGGAAGGACUUUAAACCUGAAGGAAUGUGCACUGUGGAUGCCAUCACAAAGAGGUUUGAAUCUCCAACUUUCUCACACUCUAAACAAUCUAAUACCUGCUGGAUCUUCUGUGCCAAUCAAUCUUCGCAUAGUCAAUGAAGUCUUUAAUAGUGCUGAAGCAAUCCAUAUUCCACAUACAUGCCUAUUGGCAAGGAUCAGACCUCCUGUGGAAAGAUAUGUGCCACCUGAAGUUGUUGCCGUACAGGUUCCUCUUUUAUAUCUUUCAAAUUUCCAAAUUAAUGAUUGGCCUAACCUCUCUUCAAAAAGCUAUGCUGUGAUGGUUUUGAUUCUCCCUAUGGAUGGUAUAAGAAAAUGGCACGACCAUGAGUUGGAACUUAUGGACGUUGUUGCUGACCAGGCCAUCGAUUUGAUAAAGCCUAUCGCAUCUGUAAAGAAGCUAUCCUUGACACUUAUUUUGGCCCCGGAUUUACCUGUCUAUGCUGUUGGUAAUGAGAAACGGCUAAUACAAACAAUCUUAAAUAUUGCUGGCAAUGCUGUGAAGUUCACAAAAAAGGGUUAUAUCUCAGUUGUGGUUUCUAUUGCAAAACCAGAAUCUUUGAGAGACUGCCGACCUCCGAGUUUUAUCCUGUGUCAAGUUUAUAAAUCUAAUGGGAGGGUCACAUUUGGAUUGAGAGUGAGGGCUUUGGACAAGGGUACCACAGUAACAAUCAUAGUGAAACUUGGAAUCUGCAAUAGCCCAAAUGAACCAACAAUGCAGCAGUUUGUACUUGCAGGUAGAGCAAAUCAAGGGAGUGAAGAUCUCAUUGGACAUAAACCAUGGGCAGAGCUAUGCAUAAAGUAG